This is a messenger RNA of Necator americanus (New World hookworm), 510 nucleotides long. RefSeq lists its product as uncharacterized. Gene Ontology annotation, molecular function: chromatin DNA binding; protein heterodimerization activity. The record is from RefSeq and is a predicted model, not a curated record. Gene Ontology annotation, biological process: DNA damage response; leading strand elongation; heterochromatin formation. Bases 1 to 510 code for a protein of 169 amino acids. Gene Ontology annotation, cellular component: CHRAC; epsilon DNA polymerase complex. The transcript has 5 exons. Lineage: Eukaryota; Metazoa; Nematoda; Chromadorea; Rhabditida; Ancylostomatidae.
AUGGAGUGCAAACAGUUAAAGGCAUCACCCCACGAAUCUGGAGUUGUGCGGGUUUCAGGAACCAUGGUACAGGACACCAAAGUGGAAGACAUGCGCCUACCUCCGGCGGUUGUUAGCCGUAUCGUAGAUCGUGCUAUCGGUCCAACCGGUUCAGUUUCAAAGGAGGCACGCACAGCUAUCGGUCGAGCUGCAUCCGUAUUCAUUCAUCAGAUGAGCUCUCAUGCUUGUGAGUUCGCAUCGACAAAACGGCGGAAAAUUCUUACUCCGGAGGACAUAUUUCAGGCAUUUCGUGUCAUCGAAUGCGAUCAUCUAACCACUCCACUACAAGAAGCGUUGGAAGCUUGGAAAGCGAACAAGGCUUAUAAGUCGGAAGAAACUAGAAAGCGAAAGGCCGAAAAGAAAGGGACAGAAAAGUCUACAUCAGGGAUAAGUGGAGACGGUUUAUCUUCGUCCUUUACCAUAGCACCGUCCGAAGAGAUGCGUUUUAUUGAAGACGAAGAAGAGUAUUAA